Cinclus cinclus is the source of this 102-nucleotide messenger RNA. RefSeq names its product BLACAT1 overlapping LEMD1 locus (gene BLACAT1). The transcript has a single exon. The record is from RefSeq and is a predicted model, not a curated record. Bases 1 to 102 code for a protein of 33 amino acids. Lineage: Eukaryota; Metazoa; Chordata; Aves; Passeriformes; Cinclidae.
AUGCCGCAGUUCACCUUCGCCUGUUUCUGCGGCCUCCAUGGCUUCUGCAAGAUGAAGCGGAAGAAGGAAGAGGCUGGUGGGGGGCAGGAGACGGCCGUGUGA